Hippocampus zosterae (dwarf seahorse) is the source of this 3316-nucleotide messenger RNA. RefSeq names its product putative transmembrane protein INAFM2. The transcript has a single exon. The coding region runs from base 1140 to 1424 and encodes 94 amino acids. The record is from RefSeq and is a predicted model, not a curated record. Lineage: Eukaryota; Metazoa; Chordata; Actinopteri; Syngnathiformes; Syngnathidae.
UUUUAAUAACAAAAACAUACAAAUAAAUGUGUAUCAACAAUAUAGUCUUAGGGAACAGUACAACAAUUUGAUCUUUAAAAAAUAGCCUCCAUAACUACGGUUAUCAUUGAGAUCGUACUGCAAAACGUUUGUAAAAAUGAAACAUUUUAUAAAACAUGGAAACCUGCGAGAGAUCAAACUGAAAGUAAAAAGGACCAUUAAAAACCCCCUAAAGAAAGCACACAUGAGACUAACAACAGUGAUGCUUGCCGAUGACGGCUAGAAAAAGUGGACUUAAAUUCAUUUUAAACUGGGCUCUUGUCCUUUCCUAUGUUGUGUAUAAUAGUCCUAAUCAUGUAGAACUUUUUUACAUGGGUACAAUUCUGAUGUGGCAUGAAAUUUAGAUGAUCAUUAUGUAGUUUAAAAAAAAAUCCUAACGGCAUUGAUACAGACUUCUCGAACAUUAUUAAAUGCUUCGUUUUUGAUUACCACCGACUCGGCAACUUAUAUUUUAAUGCUGGUACAGUAAUCCCUCGUUUAUCGCGGUUAAUGGGGACCAAAACCACCCGCGAUAAACGAAAAUCCGCGAAGUAGCGUCCAAUUAACGUAAACGAGUAAAGAAAAAAAUAUAUACCUUCAUAUAUAUUAAGUCUGAAAACGGUCCGCGAGAAGCUGCAAAACAACAGCUAGUCACAUAGAGCAACAUAUACAGUACUGUACUCCAUGUUUAUGUAAAACAAUAAUAAAUGUGUUUUUUUUCUUUUUUAAUGUUUGAAAAAAUCCGCGAUGCACUGAACCCGCGAUAAACGAAACGCGAAGUAGCGAAAGAUCACUGUAGUACGUCUCAUUUCCGGGAAACGCUUUUAUUUUGAAACACAUUCCGGAAAUUACAUUACAUCCCAGGGCAGGCUUGACAGCUGUCCCGUCCCGCGGAUGAUGAUCCACCUUGUCCCACUUGUUCACUUGUCCCACUCGGCGCAGAGGACAAGGGGCCGAGGCAGCAGUACCGCAUUGCGCGGCACUCACGCGCCUCUCCACGCAACCCACUCUCCGCCCCGGCCCGGCCUGGCGAUCGGGGAACCGAGGGGGGGUCUCGGCUCCGUACCCAUCCCGCUUCAAAUGACCUCCGCGCCGGUGGGGGAAGUGGCUUCACUCGCAAGAUGAAAGCCGACGGAGGGGCCAGCGUCACCGUGGACAAGCUGAACGGCGACCCCAAGCGGAGGCCCAGCUACCCGGGGGAGCCGCGCGCCAAGCACGCCAGCAUGUCCGCCAAGGUGUGGGUCAAAGUGGCCAUGGCUAUCGCCUAUUUCAUGUGCGUGUCUGUGGCCGCCUUCAUCCUGGUCAUCUACUACGUAUUCUUCUGGACGCCCGACCCGCACAAUAACAGCACCAGCAGCGUCACGGAGCCGCACAACCGCACCAACUGCGCGCCUAAAUUCGGAUGACCGAGCUGGAGGCAACCGCACGCCGGUGGGCGGGCUUUGCGUGAAGUGUAGAGGCUGCGGCAGGAGCGCGCACAGAUGGAUGCGAGGAUGGAGGACACAAGAGGAAGGGGGGGAGGGUCGUCCUGGUUUUAUUGGGUGGGGGUGAUGCUGAAGGAUGCACCAAAAAGACCCCGAAGUGCUCUCAACCUUUUGCUGCUCUUGAAGGACGUCCAGGACUCAAUGUUGACUUGCAUCUCCCUCUUGAGGCUCGUUAAAGUUUAUUUACCUUUAAGGACAUCCAGGAAUGGACUCAGAAAGGUUUUUAUUCAAUAUUUAGAAAUCCUGACUCGGCAGCCUUGUAGCCACCCCCUUAAAUCUAGUCAAACACUUUAUUUACCUUAAAGGACCGCCCUGUGGACCCUUACGUCUACCUCCAGUCGCUUAAUUCUUGUAAAUAGAUAUUUUAUGCCCAAAUUUAAGGAAUUCACUCUCCAAAUAUAGUGGUCAUUUAAAGAUGCCACAAAUACAAAUAACCGAAGUUAGUUUUUUAUGAGUUUGUAGAUAAUAUUUUGUGCAGGAUUUCUCAACUGCGCCCGAGGAUGCGCAAGAAAGCGCCCUGAAUCAUUUACUGUCCUUGAAGGGCCUCUUGGACUGGGAUCCCUCACCCAUUUUAAUAUCCACAAACCUUGGCUUCCAACCAAGUGGCCACACUAAAAGCUAGUUUGACACUUUAUUUACCGUAGAGGACCACCAAGACUGACCCACCCGGAGGGUUCUGUUUAAUAUUCAUACAUCCCAUUUUAGCAACCAUGUACCAUGUUUGUCUCUCUUUGUGCCCUGUGACCUACUGGCGUCCAGUUCAGGGUGAAGUCUGCCUUCCGCCUGAAGUCACCUGAGAUAAGUUCCAAGCCAAACUUACCCCCACCUACAGCACCCCCCGCCCCCCACCCCUGCAGCCAGUGUACAGGUUAAGCGGUUUUAAAAUUGAUGGAUGGAAAUGGACCCUAAACAGUUGGCUUAACCGAUUAAUAGGCCAGACGAUAUUAACUCUUAAAAUUGCCAGAAAUGUGUCUUUUUUUGUGUAAUUUUUAGCACAUUACAAUAUAAGAAAUACAAAUAUUCCCCCCCGCCCAAAAUUAAAUCGAUCGAUUUUUGCCAAUUUUUCUCUCUGUUGUGUAGUUAAACAAAUCUAAAGGGCAAUUUUGUAAAACAGUCUAAUGUUCUUCCUGUAAUUCAAAUAUGAAUUUUUGGAGGGAUAAAGGGACCAAAAAGUUUUCAUUAUUUUAUAAAAUUAAUUGUCUGAUUAAUUGUUUGUUGGAUUCAAAUUUUGCCAAAUAUUGGAAACGGUAUUGACUUUUAAAAAAAGAUCCAUAUUGGUCUGGCCCUACUAACAAGUCCUACAUUUGACUUCUGCAAACUGCUAGCAGCUAGCAGAUAAGCCGUGAUCUUGAUCAGACAAGAUAAACCACAUUGCCAUAUUUGUGGUUAUAUUUCACACACAAUAAGAGCUUAUUUUUUCAUGUGAUGUCUUAAAUUUAAUCCAUGGGGUUUCCUAAUAAUUUGGCCUUUGUGAUGACUAAAAUACAACUUUAAAUGGACCUGGGACGCUCAGUUUGGGAAACAUGCCUUGAAAGUAACCCUCUUAGAACAUAGCUUGUCUGUUGUGAGCCUACCUCUCACUUUGUGCACUGAUUUAAGGCUUGUUGGUCAUACUAUUCAGGUAAUAUCUCAAGUGUAGCGGAACACGUAGCCUCAGUAUAAUCUAGUAUCAUUGUAUAGCAGUGGGGUGGGCAACCACCCCUACACUGUUGUGACUUUGGAUGGAGCUUCACCGUGCGAUGGGACAGCACUUUUAGUGCUCAGAUUGACUGUUUUGAUUGUGACAAUGAUUAUGACAAUAAACUAUGCAUUUA